Messenger RNA from Cydia fagiglandana, 1170 nucleotides. RefSeq names its product zonadhesin-like. NCBI's taxonomy places the organism in Eukaryota, Metazoa, Arthropoda, Insecta, Lepidoptera, Tortricidae. The annotation marks the transcript as partial. The record is from RefSeq and is a predicted model, not a curated record. The transcript is spliced from 8 exons.
AUGAAUGUGGAGGAAGUAGUCACGGCUCGACAGCACACGCCGCCCGGCUUGAGGAUGUGGAAGGUGCUGCUUCUCUUUGUCUGUGUGGCUGGUUCCGUUAUCGUCCUUUGCGAUGGGCUAAAUACCUGCAAAUGCGGCCCCAACCAGGUGUUCUCAAACUGCACAAACGGCGGCUGCGAGGCCCGCAACUGCAGUCAGGCCGGUAAACCCGUGCCUUGCGUGAAACUGGACCCCAAGAGCUGCAAGAAGGGAUGUGUCUGUGCAUCCGGGUACUUACGGGCUGCUAACGGGACUUGUGUGUUAAGGAACCAGUGCAACGAAGGUUGCGGAAAUGAUCCAAACUCGCACCCCGGCUGCGGCGUUAACUGCGGCAGGACUUGCUCCACCUAUAAGAAGAAAGGUGUAGCCUGCAUUCUCAUUUGCUACGACAACGGAUGCGACUGCAACGUUGGCUACGUUUACGACCCUAACGUCAAGAAAUGCGUUUUACCGAAAUAUUGCACGCCAACAUGUGGACUUAACGAAGUGUAUUCGACAUGCACCAACGGCGGCUGCUCUCGUAGGAACUGCAGCCAACUGGGCAAGCCUCAAAUUUGCAUCGAUAGAACUCCCGAAUCCUGCACCAAAGGAUGCGUUUGCGCCGAAGGCUACCUGCGGAAUGCCAAUGGAACUUGCGUUCUUGAAAACCAGUGUCCUCAACCCGGAUGCGGCGGUGAUCCAAACGCAAAGCCCGGCUGUGGUAUAAACUGCGGACGAAGGUGCUCUGACUACAAGGUCAAGAAUAAACAACUUAUCUGCCCGCGCUACGUAUGCAAACCUGACAAAUGCGACUGCAAGGACGGUUUUGUAUUUGACGACAAUCUUAAGAAAUGCGUCGUGCCAGAGCAAUGCACACCGGUUUGCGGCCUUAACGAAAAAUUCGACUCUUGCAUCAACGGAGGAUGUGGUCACAGAAACUGCAGUCAAGUUGGAACUCCAGAAAUAUGCAUUCGUAGAACCCCUGAGUCUUGCAUCAAGGGCUGUGUCUGCUCCGACGGUUUCCUGAGAGCAGACAACGGAACUUGCAUUCUGCAAGACCAAUGUCCAGCUUCUUCUGGAUGUGGCGGUGACAUAAACGCCCAUUCGGGUUGCGGCGUGAAUUGCGGCAAAACUUGUAGACCUAACCAGCCC